Saccoglossus kowalevskii is the source of this 1199-nucleotide messenger RNA. Its product is annotated as cysteine-rich venom protein latisemin-like. Gene Ontology annotation, cellular component: extracellular region. NCBI's taxonomy places the organism in Eukaryota, Metazoa, Hemichordata, Enteropneusta, Harrimaniidae. The record is from RefSeq and is a predicted model, not a curated record.
UCUCCUCGUCGCAGCACUCAUCUACGCUCAACAAUGAAUGUACUGAGACUGUGCAUCGUAAUUGCUAUUAUCGCCAUUUGUCAUUGCAAAGAAGAAGCGAAAUCUUUCGGCAUCACAGAAUUCAGAAACGCCGAUGACACGGAACGUAUUCGUCGGUCUCUGUCAAGGAGUUCGUUAGACCAGGAUGAGAAACAAGAAAUUGUGGAUAUCCAUAACACUCUAAGAAAGUCUGUUGAGCCGCCGUCUUCGAAUAUGCAACACAUGUUUUGGAAUGACCAGCUUGCUGACAUGGCUCAAACAUGGGCGGAGGGAUGUAAAUGGGAGCAUGGUCAGCCAGAAAUGACAGAAGAUCCCGAAUACAUUAGUAUAGGUCAAAACAUGUGGAAAGGAGGACAUACGAGCGUACCGCGUGCUACACAAGCGUGGGACAGUGAGCGGAAGUUUUUCCAUUACCAAGAUGCUUCGUGUGAUGACAAUCAAAUGUGUGGACAUUACACUCAGGUCGUGUGGGCAACAUCCAAAGAUGUCGGGUGUGGCGUUGCAGACUGUGGUACAUACAAUAUGAUAGUGUGCAACUAUGGACCAAGGGGCAAUUACGCUGGUGCACAGCCUUAUAAAACCGGGGUGUCAUGUUCUGAGUGUCCAGUUCCAAGUUGGUGUUACGAAGCACUUUGCAUGCCUAGCUGUCCUGAUACACGGGAUAAUGAAUGUGAGUGUAGUAUUAAAUGCGACCAUUGCGGGAUACGACAUGAGAAUAACUGUAGUUGUACAUGUGCUACUGGCUGGAUGGGUCACUACUGUACUGAUCAGUGUGGUAACAUAGAUGACAGAUGUGCUAAUGGCUGGUAUCCUAACUGGUGUGACGAUCCCAAACACAAAUUCGUUUCCAACAAAUGUCAAAUGAUGUGUGGAAUUUGUGAACCAUUGCCAGAAGGCACAACGGAGCCAGUAUGUUGUGAUGGUAAACAGUGUGGAAAUAAUGGCGACUUAAACGCAGCUACGUGUACUUGUGAAUGUACAAAUGACUACUCUGGAGACUUGUGUGAGAUCCCUGUAGAGAAGUCUGGCAAGAAAAUUAUUCAAGAUGACGACACGAAUAUAUCCCGAUCUGCUGAAGUAACAUCCUAUACGAGCUGUAUAGCCUUGCUGGUAUUACUUGUCUCCAUUUGUCGAAUUAUUGAAUAAAUGUCGGAUGUGUA